Protopolystoma xenopodis is the source of this 210-nucleotide messenger RNA. The record is from the annotation of a GenBank genome assembly. Lineage: Eukaryota; Metazoa; Platyhelminthes; Monogenea; Polystomatidea; Polystomatidae.
GUGCACCUUGUCUCUGAGCAUACUUGGUGCGAAGAAUAUCUGGUACGUUCCUUCUACUUGAAGAAUCUGGCAACUUCUGAGACGCGCACUGUGACGCAGUUCCAUUACUUAAACUGGCCUGAAGAGACGAGCCAAUCCAAGGAUGCCGUAUGUCCUGUGCUCGAGUUUCGUAGGUCAGUCAAUCAGACCAAAUUUCUAAGCCUACUUUGA